This is a messenger RNA of Cryptotermes secundus, 842 nucleotides long. It is a transcript of the gene RpL13, whose product is annotated as 60S ribosomal protein L13. The transcript has 5 exons. The record is from RefSeq and is a predicted model, not a curated record. The coding region runs from base 100 to 765 and encodes 221 amino acids. Lineage: Eukaryota; Metazoa; Arthropoda; Insecta; Blattodea; Kalotermitidae. Gene Ontology annotation, molecular function: structural constituent of ribosome; RNA binding. Gene Ontology annotation, cellular component: cytosolic large ribosomal subunit; ribosome. Gene Ontology annotation, biological process: translation.
UAGCUGCCGUAAUCGGCCCAGAUUGAAUGAGGGUAAGGUGGAAUUUAGAAGUUUGACGUGUAUCCAGCUUUUUAACAAAAAUAUAGUUAAAGUGGCAGCAUGGCGCCGAAAAGGAAUAAUAUGAUCCCUAAUGGGCAUUUCCAUAAAGAUUGGCAGCGAUUUGUGAAAACUUGGUUUAAUCAGCCAGCCCGCAAAUACAGGAGGAGACAAACUAGGAUUAAGAAAGCGCGGGCCAUUGCUCCAAGACCAGCAGCAGGCCCUUUGCGCCCUAUUGUGCGAUGCCCAACUGUUCGGUAUCAUAGAAAGCUACGUGCAGGAAGAGGAUUCACUCUUGAUGAGAUUAAGGGUGCAGGCUUGAAUGCAGGCUUUGCACGAUCAAUUGGUAUUUCUGUUGAUCACCGGCGUCGCAACAAGUCAGUGGAGUCUUUGCAGCAGAAUGUACAGCGUCUGAAAGAGUACAGAUCCAAAUUGAUUCUUUUCCCCAUUCAUCCUAACAAGAAACUGAAGAAGGGAGAGGCUAAUGAGGAAGAAAGAAAAGUAGCAACACAACUGAAAACAACAGUGAUGCCUAUAAAACAACCUGGUGUCAAAUCUAGGGCUCGUAAAGUGACAGCAGAGGAGAAGAAAUUUUCAGCUUUUGCCACACUUCGCAAGGCUCGCACUGAUGCCCGAUUGGUUGGAAUUAGAGCAAAGCGACUUAAGGAUGCAGCAGAAAAUCCUGAUGUUGUGACAAAGCCUGGCAAAGAAGGCAAGAAAAAGAAGUAAACUGUGAUUGUAACUUGCUGGAUUUGUUUGAAAGUUAAAGACUUUGUAUUAUAUAAAAUAAAGUUGGAAACUCUCUA